Messenger RNA from Nicrophorus vespilloides, 1707 nucleotides. Its product is annotated as centrosomal protein of 78 kDa. Bases 1 to 1707 code for a protein of 568 amino acids. The record is from RefSeq and is a predicted model, not a curated record. Gene Ontology annotation, cellular component: centrosome. The transcript has a single exon. NCBI's taxonomy places the organism in Eukaryota, Metazoa, Arthropoda, Insecta, Coleoptera, Silphidae.
AUGCCGUGCGGUUCGUGCAGCGAAAGCAAAGAAUGCCCGAAACCGGUGAACAUCUUCUACGUCUGGUACGGAGAACUCUGCAGAAGAUUGAACAUGCAACCGUUGAACAUUGUGAAACCGGCGAGACCGAAGAGCGAAACUAUCUUGGAUUUCGUGUGCGAUCGAGUUAAACCCGAGGAAUGGCCACCGAUAUUGAACGCGUUACGUCUGGAUACGAGUUUACACGUGAUUGCGGUGAGGAGUAAAGUUCAAUGCAAGUUCUUGCACGAUGUCGAUACUGAGGAUAAGGCGAGGCAUAUGAAGAGGAGGGCCGGAUCUUUGUACACUGGAUACAUUUUGAAAGGUUUGGUGAAAUCGCUGACGAAUUGCGUGAGGAGGAACGAUGUUUUAUCUAGUUUGGAGUUAGAUGGGAUUCCAUUGGGGAUCGAGCACGUUGAGGCGCUUCUGGAGGCUCUGAAGAAGAAUUCGACGAUUAAAGUUUUGACUGUAAAGUAUUGCACUUUGCGGGAUUUGGGAUGUCAAUUGCUGUGCAACGCGUUGAAGCAGAUGCCUAAUAUCGAAGUGCUUAAUCUCACCGGUUGCGGAUUGGGUAGUUUGAGUGCUCAGUACAUAGCUCAAGUGGUUAAGUUUCAGCAGAUCAAUAGGUAUUGCGAGAGUUGGCACAAUUCGUUGAGGUACGAGGAUCCUGAGGUCGGGAUUAUGGCUGGACUGAAGAGGAUCACGUUGAACAAUAAUCCGAACAUCAAAGAUGAAGGUUUAACUUAUAUUUUGGACGAGUUGGACGAUGAUCUGUGGAUCAAAGCCUUGGAUAUGCAGAGAUGCGGAAUAAGCGAAAGCAUUCUACCUAGAUUGAUCGACGUUAUCGAUUAUAGCAGAUCUCUGGAAGUGGCUGAUUUCAGGGCUAACGAUCAGUUAUCCCCGAAGAGCAUUGAAAGGAUACUGAACAUCUUGAGGAAUAAGCAUCAGUUUGGUUACGAGAGCGAAUAUCAAUGGUGUUACACGGCUACGACUCUGAAUCCGGAAGGUUCGGUGCAUGAGACUACAUCAACAACUUCAACUAAGUUGAUUCCCAUGAAGAGCAGAUCGGUGCCUCUAAAAACCAGUUCCACUAAGCUUCCUUUGAGGCGGAUGAAGACCUGCACGGCGAUUAACAAAAAGGUUGAUAAGUAUCAGAACGUUAAGGCGAAAACCAUCGUGGAUGCGAAGAAGGACGUUUUGACGCUGCACGAUGAGCUGCAGAAGGAGAUGGCGAAGCGGAUCCAAAGCGAGUUGGAGAACAAGAGGUUGAAGCAAGAGCUCGAACGUAUCAAAUCUUGCGUGACUUUGGAGUCGCAGCACCAAAAGGAGAAAGUGGUUAAAUUCGAUCCGAUCCCAGAACCGAAACGCGUCAAGGCGAAAAGCGCUAAAGCGAAAGCGAAUAAAGUCGAGUUCGUUUUCGAGAAUAAAACGCAGGUUCACAGUAUUUUGCAGAAUCUGGUUAAGCAGUGCCAGGAUGGUAACGGGGAUGAAGAGAAUGAGGAUGAUGUCGAGUAUUUCAAGGAUAUUUUGGAAGCAAGCAAGUCGAGUGCAGGCGGCGGUGUUAAGGAAGAGAAGGAGGACAGUUCCGGGAGCAACGCGAGUCUCAUCAAAUUCAUGAAGGACAUCAAGAACGAGGACGGGAACAUGUGGUCCAGCAAAUGCUACCAGAGCCAUCUGUCGGUGCAUUGA